Molecule: messenger RNA, 264 nt
Organism: Onychomys torridus (southern grasshopper mouse)
Lineage: Eukaryota; Metazoa; Chordata; Mammalia; Rodentia; Cricetidae
Product: methionine-R-sulfoxide reductase B1-like
Source: RefSeq, a predicted model, not a curated record
AUGAUCCUGCCAUUCUGUAGCUUUUUCAGAGGCAACGUUUUCCAGAAUCACUUUAAGCCAUGUGUCUAUGUGUGCACCAAGUGUGGCUAUGAAUCGUUAUCCAGUUGCUCAAGGCCAGCAUUCACUGAAACCAUCUAUGCAGGUAAUGUGCCCAAGAACAUCCUGCAGCAAGUAUGGCAUUGGCCAUGAGUUCCUGAACGAUGGCCCCAAGUGGGGACCAUCUCAGUUCUGAAUAUUGAGCAGCUCAUUGAAGCUCAGUCCUGA